Messenger RNA from Micropterus dolomieu (smallmouth bass), 996 nucleotides. RefSeq names its product dnaJ homolog subfamily C member 5-like. The record is from RefSeq and is a predicted model, not a curated record. Lineage: Eukaryota; Metazoa; Chordata; Actinopteri; Centrarchiformes; Centrarchidae. The coding region runs from base 12 to 605 and encodes 197 amino acids. The transcript has 4 exons.
AUGGUGUCAGGAUGUCUGACGGGAGGCAGCGAACUUUGUCCACCUCUGGAGAGUCUCUGUAUCAGAUCCUGGCUCUGGAGAAAGGCUGCAGCCAUGACGACAUCAGGAAGUCCUACAGGAAGCUGGCGCUGCGGUACCACCCGGAUAAGAACCCGGACAACCCGGAGGCGGCGGAGAAGUUUAAGGAGCUGAACAGCGCUCACGCCGUCCUGUCCGACCUCACCAAGAGGAACAUCUACGACUCGUACGGGUCUCUGGGACUUUACGUGGCCCAGCAGUUCGGAGAGGACAACGUCAACACGUACUUCAUGCUGUCCACCUGGUGGGCUAAGGGUCUGUUCCUGGUCUGUGGGAUCCUGACCGGAUGUUACUGCUGCUGCUGUCUCUGCUGCUGCUGCAACUGUUGCUGUGGGAAACUCAAGCCGAUGCCCACAGGCGAGGGGGCGGAGCCAGACUAUGUCUCGCCUGACGAUCUGGAGGAGGAGAUGCGCAAUGAUCCUGACGCCGACCUUGAAACUCCGAUCGUUCAGCAGCCGACCAACGCCAGCGAGAAGACGCAGCUGAUCACCGACGGACACCGCAGAUACGGAGACACCUACACAUGAAGCUGACAGGAAACAGGAAACGCAUCACUGCUUUAAUGACCCACGUGAAACUGUCACUCGUUCUGCAGCUGGAUCAUAGAAACACCUUAAAUCAGCUCGCUGUAACUAACUGUAGGAACUAAAGUAGAAUUUCUAAACUGAAUAACUUGAUUUGAGGUUGAAGCAACAGUUUGACGUUCUCCUCUCAGUUUCAGAUGAUUAUUUAAUUCCCCCAAAUUAUACUUUUAGCAGACAAGAUAUAUAAAAUAAAUUAAGAUCCAUAAUAAACAGAAGUGUGUUUAACGGCGCUGCGCCUCAGACUGUUGCUUUAAUGAUCAAACUGCAGAUUAUAUUUUAUUAAACUAACGCUCUGAUUGGUUGAUUCAAUGAGUGAUAAAGGAGAGGCGGAGCU